AGCCUCCCAAGUGCUGGGAUUACAGGCGUGCACCACCAUGUCUGGCUUAUUUUGGGUUUUAAAUGGUUAUCUUCCCUCUGCUGGACCAUAGGUCUGGGGCUCCACCCUGAGGUGUGGCUCUCACAUGUAAUGGGAUGGGGACAGCGUUGGCCAGGGCUGCCUGAGACCCUGUGACAUCCAGCCUUCCUGUGUGCAGGUGUUGGGGGGACAGGGUCCCCUGCCUGCCCUUCUUCCUCCUGAGCCUGGGGAUUCUGACUUUGGUGGCAGCUGGGCAGUUGAGUAUGGCUCUGCCUGGUACCGCUAUGCAGAGCAGCUGGUGCCCUGAGCUGGCCCAGGAGUGGGUGGCACUCUGAGGACCUGGACCACCCCAGCCUGUGGCCUGUAGGCAGGAUGGUUGUGGAUUGAGCCAGCCCCUGGCCAGGCUCUCCUGUGCCUCCCUGAACACCAGGAGGGGGCACCUGCCUCCAGCUGCCCACCUGCUCAGCAUUGUCCCUGUAGAUGCUCCAUGAGAGUCAGCCCUAGGGCAGGGCUGGUCCUGGUAAGGGGGUCUCUGUGGAGCCGGCAGACCCAUGCUAACCUCAGGGCUGCGGGGACAAACCCUGAAGUGAGGAUGUCACCUAGCACUGUGGCACGCUGGACACAAGUGACCCUCUCCUGGGGCAAACCUCAGUGUCCUACCUGUAGCCAGACCUGACUGGGUAUGCCAAAGCCUCCUGCCAGCCCCAUGAAGCUUCUCCAGGUGGGAGCCUGAAAACAGGGUCACAGCCAGGGCACACCAGCCAGCUUGGUGCCCACGCUGCAAGAGGGAGGGUCCUGCAAGCCCUAAGAACAGCCUUGGGCGGGACUUGGCAGCUGCAGGGGGCCCUGAGCCAGCAGCAUCCAGCAGUGCUUUCUGUCUAAACCUCAAGCACAGGUGCUGGCUUGCAGUAGAAGCAUGGGGCAGAGAAUCCUACCCACCAGGGAUGAUGGGCAGGGAUGGAGUGCAGGCUGCUCAGAGGGGCUGAGAUGCCAGGGAAGGCACCCUGUGGCCAACCUGCCUUGGACAGGGCUGGGUCCCCAGCGCUCUGCGGGCUCCUGCCAACCUGGCUUGUGCAUAGAACCUGGUGUGGGCUCCCAGCCAACCAGCAAGCCUGGGACAGCUGCCACGGCCUGCCCUGGCCAGGCUGUGUCCCGAAUGCAGAGAGGCACGGCAGCCUCUCCAUCGGGCCUGUGGGGCACCUCACCCUGUCCCUCUCCCCGUUUCCCCACUGGUGCCGCUGUCCAGCUGGGAGGCUGUGGUGUCCUGGGCGUUGGCAUCUGGCUGGCCGCCACCCAGGGGAACUUUGCCACCCUGUCGUCCUCCUUCCCAUCCCUGUCGGCUGCCAACCUGCUCAUUGUCACCGGCACCUUCGUCAUGGCCAUUGGCUUCGUGGGCUGCAUCGGGGCCCUCAAGGAGAACAAGUGCCUGUUGCUCACUUUCUUUGUGAUGCUGCUGCUGGUGCUCUUGCUGGAGGCCACCAUCGCUGUGUUCUUCUUUGCCUACACUGACAGGAUCGACAGGUACGCUCAGGAAGACCUGAAGAAGGGCCUGCACCUGUAUGGCACGCCGGGCAACGUGGGGCUCACCAAUGCCUGGAGCAUCAUCCAGACUGACUUCCGCUGCUGUGGCGUCUCCAACUACACGGACUGGUUUGAGGUGUACAAUGCCACACGCGUACCUGACUCCUGUUGUCUGGAAUUCAGUGACAGAUGCGGGCUGCAUGCGCCCGGCACAUGGUGGAAGGCGCCCUGCUAUGAGACGGUGAAGGCCUGGCUCCAGGAGAACCUGCUGGCCGUGGGUGUCUUCGGGCUGUGCACAGCACUGGUGCAGAUUCUGGGCCUGACCUUUGCCAUGACCAUGUACUGCCAAGUGGUGAAGGCAGACACCUACUGCGCCUAGGCCAUCGGCCAGCCUGCUUCUCUGCCAAAGGACACUGCCAUGUGGACACGGCCACAGCCACGCCCGCCACUCCCGCCACUCCCACCAGGAUUCGGUGCUCUGUUGGGCAUGGGAGGUGCUGGCACCUCAGUGAGGCUCAGCUGGGGUGGAAGAGCUCAGACUCGCUGCCUGGAGCCCACUGGCCCUGGUGCUCUGGGUUGGGCCCCAGCAUCACAUUCCAUGCUGAACCACGGCUCCAGGUGUAUUUAAUAAAGAGCGUGAGCAGCACUUGUGGG
Messenger RNA from Fukomys damarensis (Damara mole-rat), 2193 nucleotides. It is a transcript of the gene Tspan4, whose product is annotated as tetraspanin 4. Bases 935 to 1918 code for a protein of 327 amino acids. The record is from RefSeq and is a predicted model, not a curated record. Lineage: Eukaryota; Metazoa; Chordata; Mammalia; Rodentia; Bathyergidae. Gene Ontology annotation, cellular component: membrane. The transcript is spliced from 6 exons.